AUGAACCUGAUGUGCACAGAGUCGCAGACAGCGUCCGAAGAUAGGUGUUUCGCCGAGGACCGGACCAUUUUCCGCGACGAGCGGGCCGUCAAGAAGCUGUUGGAAACCGAGUCACAGUACGUGCCCGGGUGCGAUUACAUGGCCCACUCGCAUUCCAACCUGCAGCCUUUCAUGAGACGAGUGGUGGCCACGUGGAUGUUGGACGUAUGUGAAGAACAAAGAUGUGAAGAUCAAGUGUUUCCAUUAUCUGUAAAUUUUCUAGACAGAUUUUUAUGUGCCUGUGACAUAUCCAAAACACACUUACAACUCACUGGUGCAGUGUGCCUGUUAUUAGCAUCAAAAGUGCGACAAUGUACGGCGCUUUCUAUUGAACUCUUGUGCUACUACACUGAAAACAGCGUCACUCCAGAAGAGAUGAGGGAAUGGGAGUUGUUAGUUAUCUCUAAAUUGGAAUGGAGAAUUGUAGCAGUCACCAGUUUUGAUUACGUGGAUCAUAUUAUGGAACAAAUUAAGUGGAAAAGACGAAAUGAUUCGAUGCUCAGGAGGCAUAUGUUGACGCUCAUCUCCUUCUGUUAUAUCGAACCCGAUUUCAUAGAGAAAAAACCGUCGGUGAUGGCGGCGUCGUGUAUGCUGUCGGCCAUCCGCGGCAUCGACCCGUCAGCGGCCGCCGAGGUGGCCGCCGAGCUGUGCGUGCUGUUGGCGUGCACCGCGGCCGAAGUGGACGAACACGUGUCGCUCAUCGACGCGCUGGUGGCCAGUACGACGGCCGCGGUCACGCCGGAAAAGUCGGAGAACAACAAUCCCGCGUCCGAGCCGCCCGUCAAGAAGCCGUACCGCGUGCAGGAGUGCGGCUUGCACGGCGGCGGUCGUCGGUAA
This is a messenger RNA of Macrosiphum euphorbiae (potato aphid), 876 nucleotides long. NCBI's taxonomy places the organism in Eukaryota, Metazoa, Arthropoda, Insecta, Hemiptera, Aphididae. The record is from the annotation of a GenBank genome assembly.